AUGUCUAUCCAUACACCUCCUCAUACUCCAACUCGACCUCAUCCUCCCUCUUAUCCUCUCUCUCCCCCUCAACCUCCCCCUCCCCCUCGACCUCAACUACAACUCAUGACACCAAAGAGAGCAACUACAAAGUCAUACAUCCCAACUCCUGCUGCUUCACGUCCUUCAUCUCCUAUCCCUUCUCUCACAAUCGACACAGAGAAACCAAGGAGAUCAUCAACAAGCAUAUCACGCACUCCUUCUUCACUCUCCCUCCCUCUCCCUCUUCCCCUCCAACACACUUCCCUAGGUCUCACAAAACGUCACAGAAGACUCACAGCUCUCCUCCUCACAUCCCUCUUCCUCCUCCUAGCACUCGCUUACUCCCUAUUUCACCUCUCAUCAACAGGCCGUCUUCUCCCAAUCGACGUCCUCCUCUCCCACCCAUCCUCACCCCCCACAACCCCAUCAACCUACAAUGCCCGCCCCAAACCCCCUCCCUUGCCCCCACUCCUUCUCUCUCCAGAAGAAGAACUCGCAGCGCUCGUAUCCCACCUCGCCUCCGUCCUGGACACCAACUCCCUCCCAGCAGAAAUAGACCCCUCGCUCCCGAUCGAUCCUGAUUAUCUACUGGGGUUCGACACCCGAGGCCCGGAUAGGGAGACAGUGGAUGCUAAAGUGAGGGAUAUGGUUGCCGACACGUGGGCUACACUGCCAGUAGUGGUAUUCACCAAGGUGCCCCCCCUCCCCCCCGCACGCUCGUUCGUUGCUCACCCCCUGCAGGCAGGCCCAAGGAGCAGAGAAGUCCUCUCAAUCCUUUCAUCCUACUCGCUCACCCCAGCCCCGCUCGAGAUAUCCCUCGACAGCACCCGGCCAGACUCUCCCCUCCUCCUCCGCGCCUUAGCCAGGCUCACAGCUUCCUCCCUCCCUACCUCCUCCACUGAGGGAGAGGUCUCACUCCCCCUGCUGCUGUUGGGAGGGAAAGCGGUACAUAGGACUGUGAGGAACUUGCAUGCGAAUGGGGAGCUGAGGGGGAUGUUUAGGGAGGCUGGGGUAGGGGUGGGGAGGAACCCGCUGAAGGAUACGAAGAGGUGA
Messenger RNA from Dacryopinax primogenitus, 1074 nucleotides. RefSeq lists its product as uncharacterized. Lineage: Eukaryota; Fungi; Basidiomycota; Dacrymycetes; Dacrymycetales; Dacrymycetaceae. The transcript has a single exon. Bases 1 to 1074 code for a protein of 357 amino acids. The record is from RefSeq and is a predicted model, not a curated record.